Messenger RNA from Adineta ricciae, 975 nucleotides. NCBI's taxonomy places the organism in Eukaryota, Metazoa, Rotifera, Eurotatoria, Adinetida, Adinetidae. The record is from the annotation of a GenBank genome assembly.
AUGUCUACUGCUAAUACCACACAAGUGAAAGCUAAUGGUCCUACCACAGAAGUUAUUAUCGUCGCUUAUUUUUCACUUUUUCUCGUUAUUGUUGGCACAACAUUCAAUUUUUUAACAUUUAUUAUCUUUUGUCAACGAAGAUUUCGAGAUACAAGAGCGAGACCUGUUCUACAUUAUAUGCGAGUAAUUGCCAUCUUCGAUAUUCUCAUGUUAUAUGGAUGGAACCUCGACCAUUAUGUCUAUCCAAUCUACGGUUUCUAUGUUCAACGACUAACUGUAGGGUCUUGCAAGCUUCUCUCAUUUCUCAACUACUUCGCGGCUCAGUCAUCAGCUUGGCUUCGUGUGUUCAUCUGCCUUGAUCGAUACCUGUCAUUGAGUCGACUUCAUCGAACAUGGUUUAGUGAUUCUAAGCACAUUCUGAUGAUCAUUACAAGUAUCAUGGUGUUUUUCACCUUGCUCAAUUUGCAUUUCAUCAUCUUUGCUUGUUAUUACACUUCGAGCGGUACGGUGAGCAUCAGUUCAUCGUUGUUUGUUUUAUAUCCAACAUGGGACUAUGUUAACUUGACGUUUUACAACUUCUUACCAUUCAUACUUAUGGUCACUCUCAAUAGUGGUGUCAUCUACCAUCUCAUCAACCUUCGACGAACAACCACUUUGCAGAACUCACGCAUCCAACAUCGAGCAAUCUCGAUUACUCUGGUCAUUACAACAUUUCUCUUCUUGAUGAUGACUGUACCAUCAACGGUUGCAUUCGCAUUUUUCUGUUGUGACAACAUGGUUCUUCUACGAUCGUUGGAUUGUAUAUUGUACUCAUAUCACAUACUAUCAUUUCCAUUAUAUAUAAUUACAUUUGAUGAAUUUCGACAAGAAUUCAUUGCAAUCAUUUUGUGUAAGAAAAACUAUCGAAGAAUCGGUCCACAAACUAUUACAGUAACUCAAUCGUUAUAUAGAAAAUCAUAUGCCAUAAAGGAAUGA